Messenger RNA from Cryptosporidium ubiquitum, 1173 nucleotides. RefSeq lists its product as uncharacterized. Bases 1 to 1173 code for a protein of 390 amino acids. Gene Ontology annotation, biological process: peptidyl-hypusine biosynthetic process. NCBI's taxonomy places the organism in Eukaryota, Apicomplexa, Conoidasida, Eucoccidiorida, Cryptosporidiidae. The record is from RefSeq and is a predicted model, not a curated record. Gene Ontology annotation, molecular function: deoxyhypusine monooxygenase activity. The transcript has a single exon.
AUGGUCGUAAAGAAUAAAAUUACUCCUAAGGCAAUGUUACCAGGAUGCCCUGUAAAACCUUUAGAUGGAGGGGAAUUCUCACCUUUUAAUAUAUUUUCAAAAGAGAAAAUAAGAGAGCUAUUAUUGAGCCAUGAUACUGAUAUUUCAAGUAAGAUUAGAUGUUUGUUUUUUGGGAGGUUUUAUGGAGACGAAGAAUCAGCGAAGAUGUUAUCAAAAUCAUUAGAUUAUUCAGAAAGCGUGUUAUUUCGUCAUGAAGUUCUUUAUGUACUAGGACAGAUGGGUCUAAAAAGUCCGUUACCCCGUCUUUAUGAAAUUUUAGCUGAUGAAAAUGAGCAUCCCAUGGUUAGACAUGAAGCUGGAGAGGCUAUUGCAGCUAUAGGAGAAGAUGAAAGUUUAGAGAUUGUGGAAAAGUAUAUAAACGAUAAAUCUUCAGCAGUUAGUGAGACGUGCUAUUUAGCAGCUCAUUCUUUGAGGUUAAAAAGAGAGAAGAGAUUUCAAGAAAGUAAUCAAAAAAAUUCUGACUUUAAUUCAGAUAUUGUUUCAAAUACAUCAAGCAUUAAUGCUUUUAAUACGACGGAUCCAACUCCACCAGAAUCAUCAUGCGAAGUUAAUCAAAUAGAAGUAUUGGUUUCUGAUCUUCUGAAUGAGAAUACUAAGCUAGAGAGGAGAUAUGCUGUUUUAUUUGCUUUAAGAAACAUUUUAACAGGUAUAAUUGAUUCAAAUCAAAAAAGAAGUCUAAAUGAUGAGUCUGUUCAACAAUUUGAUAAUGAUAAGGUCCACUUUAUUGCUGGAGGAAUAGCCAAAGCUAUGGAAACUGACCAAACCUCCGCAGUAUUUAGACAUGAAUGUGCGUUUGUUUUGGGUCAAAUCCAAGUUAUUUCUACUGCUGAUGCACUUUCUAGAGUUAUAUCAAAUCAAUCAGAGGAAUCAAUGGUUAGACACGAGGCUGCUUUUGCACUUGGAUCUGUUGGUUCUAACGAUCCUAGACAAAGUGAGAGCUUACAGAAAAUGGAUAAAUUAUAUACAAAAGAUGAAUUAAAUAGAAUAAGGAAAUUAUCUAUUGAAACACUUUUAAAAUAUUCAAAAGAUCAGGACAUAAUUGUAGCAGAAUCCUGUAUUGUUGGAUUACAAACUAUUAUGGAUGAAACCGGAUCUUUGGAUAUAUUGGUAUGA